AUGUCGAACGACCUCAACUGCAUUCGCCAGCGGUUUCGCGAGGUGCAAGAGGACGACGCGUACCUGUCGCAGGAACUCGAGCGCAUCCAGCGGCAGCGCGAGGAAGAGGCGCGCCACGAAGCGAAGCUGGAUUUCCGCGGGCUUCGGCUCUACCGCGAGUUAACCGCCACGUCCGAACCCAUGCACUGGCGCGAAAACCCCGAGAAAACGGAGGCUACGGCAUCCAAGCCAACCGUUCCGGCUACUGGUAACCCUGGUAACCCUCCAGGUGGUAACAUGUGGAGUUACUCCUCCGUCGCUCCCUCUUCCUCGGUUCCCAAGCUGCAGCAUAUGGUUCAGCCGUCCGCUUCCGGAGUUACAUUCUACGGCGCGAAUGGCGGCGGAAGGAGCGGGCGAAUUGAGACGUACGAGAGUGCGGUGAAUAGUGUGGGAAGCGAGGGGAAGAAAGCUGAGAGCAAGAAAGGCGGUGGUGGUUUCGCGAGCUGGCUGAUGGGAGGAGCGGACCAGGAGCAGCAUCUGCUGUGGGAUAAGCCGGAAUAUAAGGAGGAGCUACAACAUAGUAAGGGUAUGUAUUCCCAUGCGCCUUACGGCGAGCGGCGACGGGGCCGCCCGUCGCCCGCGGAGUUUUAUCUCGAAGACCGCAGCGAGCGCGAGCGACGUCGCACGGAGAUCGGCGGCUUCAGCAAGGACCUGGACGACAUGCGACAGCGACUGCGUGCGAUGAGAGUGGAGGAGACGCAGGAGAUUCAACAGCUGCGGAAGAAGCAGGAGCAAGAGGCCUUCGAAGCGGAGCAGGCGCAGAAAUUGCGCGAGCAGCAGAUUCUCCUCCUGCAGAAGCAGCGCCAGCUAUCUUACGCCACGUGGCGCGGCGAAGGCUCGCGUCCGUACGAGUCGCCUUUCGACAAGGAGUCGGAGCUGCUACCAUCCGCUUAUCACGCUGUGGUCGGCAAGCCGCACUUACCUGUCGCGAACGCACCAGUAAGAAUCGACCACGUGGAACUUCCUCCGCCGGUUUGGUCCGCGUCGCGUUCGUCCGCGAGCCUCUUCAACUACGCGAGCCGCGGCACUGGCUCUAUUAGUCGGGCCACUGGGUCCGGGGCGCGCGGCUUGGGCGCCGCAAUGCCCGGCGCCAGCAGCGGCGCGAGCCGGAGCAGCGGCGGAAGCAGCUUGUCGGACGCCGUUUGCUCUAGCAGCAGCAGCGGCGGCUGUGACGUGACGGCAAGCCCCUCGCUAUCCGCUACUGCCGAUGCUGCGGAUGCUGCCGAUUCCGAUGAUGCACCUCUUCUCUCGUCGUCGACUGAGCCUGGCUCUACGCACGCAGCUCGUUACAAUCACUACGCGAAAGAUGCGCUCAAGGCUUCCGCCUGGAGCCCUCCGAGCGCCUCGCUUCCGCCUCCUCCCGGCGGUUCCGCGGAUGCUGUUAUUGACGAGCCCUUGCCGCCCGCAGCCACUUCAGCGGAAUCCGACGUGGCAGAUGCGACGUGGCAGGCACCCGAUGCCUUUUCUGCGCAUCCCUUCGCUCACUCCGCAAGCCGCGCCGCUUUCGACGGUGGAGUUACACCUUCUCUGCCGCAUGCCUCUCUUCUGAUGUCUUCUCACGACUUCGCGGAAGAUUCCGAUGUAGUAACAAAGGCAGAGGCAGCGGCGAGCGCGGCUAGCACCUCAGCUGACGCCGCAUCGUCCGCCGCGAAUGGCGCCGCGACAGCCACCCCCGGUGGAAGCUCGUUUCUCGGGAACCUCUUCUCAUGGACGCGCGCAGAAGCGACAGCGCAGCCGUCCAGACCUGUGUCGCUGCCGCCCACGCUUUCUCUCGCGUCGGCACAGGUGUUCACCGGACCAGAAUUCCACUCCACGUCAUCCUACUUCGGUUCCACGUCAUCAGGCAGCUCCAACCGCUCGAUCAACGGCUACGAUGCGGAAUCGGAGGGCAUCGACGGCUCACGGACCAAGGAGGGGAAAGGAGGGGAGAAUGGAUUUGAGAACAAUAAAGAGGAUGACAGUAACGAGUUCGACGAGCCGCUUUAUAUUUUGGACACCAAGCACGGGGCGCGCAGAGAAGUGGGCGGUGUUGGAAGUGGCAUUGGCGGUGGGAAGGGAUACGCGUUAUUGAGUUUGGAUGAGGGCGACGCAGUGACGUUUAACGAAGCGAGCCCGUCCUGCUGGGCUCCCACGUCAGCAGCCACGUCAGCCACCGCCACCGCCACUAGUGCUUCCCCCGCUGCUUCGUUUGCAAGUAUGGGAGGCAAGGGCAAGGCGCCCAAGUCUUCGUCUAAAGCGGCGGCUGCGGCGGCCAUUGCUGCCGCCACUGCAGCCAAGAUUGCCGCGUUGGGGAUCGGGGGAAAAGCGGAGGAGAAGCGGCAGGCGGAAGCCGCGGAAGGGGGAGCGGGCGGGGAGUCGGGAAGCCGGGGGGAAGAAGGAAAAUGGGGAGAAGGGGAAGGGGUAGAAGACGACGAGGAGGAGGAGGAGAGGAAGGGGGGAGCGCGCAAGGCGUUCUGGGACGAAGGGGAGUAUGAGGCGGAGGAGGAGGCGGAAGAGGUGAAUGAGAUACUGGAAUUACAAGAGUGGAUGGAGGCGCAGAUGCUGGUUGAGGGCGUGCGGAGGGCGCUCACGCGCGGAGGGACUGGGGGAAGCGGAGGAGCCGGGGGAAGCGGAGGGGGGAGAGUGAAUGAGGUGGAAACCGGAGGGGCCGGAGGAGGGGGAGCGGCAGCAGCGGGAGCAAGAGGAGCAGCGAGUGUGUGUGAUGCUGAGAUGGAGGCAUGGAUGCUUGCCCUGCCUCCGCUGGUGGUGAUGGCUCGCAGUGACGAUGGAGUGGAGGAGACUGGUGAGGAGGAGGUGGAAGAGGAGGGAGACGGGGGAGAGGAGGAAGUGAUGGUGGUGGAAGGGGAGGAGGGAGAGGAGGUGGAGGUGAUAGAGUUGGAGGAAGGGGAGGAGCUUGAGGAAGGGAUGGAAGUGGUAGAAAUAGUGGAGAGGGAGGUGGAGGAGGAGGAGGAGGAAGAGGUGGAAGAGGAGGAGAGGGAGGGGGACGUGGAAGAGGGGCACGGUGGGGAAGCGAGUGGAAGUGAGGGAGAGGAGGAGAGGGAUUCUGGUAGUGAAUGUGGUAGUGAGUAUGCAAGUGAGAGGGAGAGUGAUGAGGGGAGUGUGAGUGGGAGUGUGAGUGAGAGGGAUAGUGAGUGCGGGAGUGAGAGUAGGAGCGAGAGUGGGAGUGUGUGUGGGAGCGAUAUUGGGUCAGUGAGUGAGGCGAGUGAGGGUGUGAGUGAGGAAAGAGAAGAAAAUGAGAGAGUGGAGAGUGAGGAGGAGAGUGAGGAUGAGAGAGAGGCGGAGAUCGAGGAAUAUGGUGGUAGUGAGGGGGAGGAAGUCGCUGAGAGUGAGUGUGGGAGUGAGGGGGGAGAGGAAGGCAGUCUGAAGAGUGAGGAUGAGAGAGAAGAGGAGGACGAGGAGGGAGGCGAAGGGGGUGCGGGGGAGGAAGCUGCUGAGAGUGAGAGGGAGGAGGAGCGCAGCUUGAAGAGUGAGGGUGAGGACGAGGAUGAGAGGGAAGGGAGCGCCGAGGAGAGGGAGGAGGGUGCGGAGGAGAGGGAAGAGAGGGAGGAGAGGGACGAGGAGCAAGAGGAGGAGGAGGAGGAGGAAGGGUCAGUUAAAGCUGACGUGGAUACCGAGGAAGAGGAGGAAGGGGUGGAAGGGACUGGUGGUGAUGAGGUGGGGGAGGGGGAGGAAGGAGAAGUAGAAAGAAUGGAAGCAGAAGGAGCGGAAGCAGAAGAGACAGAAGAAGGGAAAGAGGGAGGAGACGGGGAGGAGUUUCCGGAGGGUGCAGGAGAGGGGGUGAGGGAGGAGGAAGGCGAGGUGAAGGAGGAGGAAGGUGGGGUGGAGGAGGAAGGUGAGGUGGAGGAGGAAGGUGGGGUGGAGGAGGAAGGUGAGGUGGAGGAGGGAGAAAGCGAAACGACUGGUGGGUGUGAGGACGAGGGUAUAGAAUCGUGUGAGAAGGAGAGUGCGGAGGAGAGUGAGGAAGAGGCACGGGAGGGAGAUACGGAGAGUGUAGCCGAGAUGGAGGAGGGAGAGGAGAAAGAGGAGUGUGUUGAGGAGAGAGUGGAAGAGGUAGAGGAGGGAGAGGAGGCGAGUGUGGAGUUGCGUGGUGCAGAGAAAGCGGAGGAGAGGGAAGGUGAGUCGUGCACUUAUGAAGGGAGUGUGAUGGGAGGAGGGAUUCACGUUGGAGAGAGAAGGGAUGAGACAGCAGACGUGGUAGGGAUCGCUGACCUGGCGGGAACUGUUCUUGAUGCUGCUGAUGUGGCGGUCGCUGCUGAUGUGGCCGAAGGUGCAUACUUAGCAGAAGGAGCUGACGUGGCAGAAGAUGCGGAUGUGUCAAGUGGUGCUGAUGUGGCAGAAGGCCCGGAGGCAUGUGACAGGUUGGCAGAGGAUGCCAGAUUUGGCGCAGCGGGGAAGGAGGAAGGGGGUGAGGAGGGCAGUGAGAAGGGAAGUGAAGAGGAGAGUGGGGAGGCGACGGGUGUGUACGAAGAGAGUAGUGUGGUUGAGGAGAGUGUGGAGGAAGAGAGUGUGGAGGAGGGAGUGGAGAGAGAGGAUGAGGAUGAGGAGGUGGAGGUGAAGGGAGAGGAGGGAGAGGAGGGGGAAAUGGAAGAGCAGGAGUGUGGUGAUGGGGACGAAGAGGAGGUGGAGGUAGAAGAGGGUGAGGAGGGAGAGGUAGAGGGGGGAGUGGAAGAGGAGGAAGAGGGAGUGAUAUACGAGUACGUGAACGAGGAGGACCUAGAGGAAGGGGAGGAGAUCGUAGAGUUCGUGUAUGAAGAGGAGGAGGAGGGAGAGCAGGGGGAGCGAGAGGACGAGGCAGAGGAGGGAGAGGAGGAGGUGGAGGCGAUUGGGGAAGGGGAAGGGGAGGUGAUCUUAGAGUUCGUGUAUGAAGAGGAGGAGGAGGGGGAGGGAGAAGGAGAGGAGGGAGAGGGAGAGGAGGAGGAGGUGGAAGAAAUUGGGGACGAGGAGGUUGUGGGAGCAGAAGAGGAGGAACAGGAAGAGUAUGCAGACGAGGAGGAAGGAGAGGAAGCGUAUGAAGUAGUGGAGGUAUUGGAAGAGGAUGGGGGAGAGGGUGGGGAGGAGGGGUAUGAGGAGGGGGAGAUGGAGGGGGAGGAGGGAGAAGAAGAGGAGGAGGUUGAUAUAUUGGAGGGCGAGGGGGAGGAAGAGGGGGAAGGGGAGGAGGUGGAAGAGAUAUUAUCUGACGAUGAGCGGGAGCAGAUGCUGGAUGAUGAUGAUGAUGGGGAGGACAGGGAGGAGGAGGGGGAGGAGGAGACGUUGGAUGGUGAGGAUGAGGGGAAGCAAAUGGAUGAGGGAGAGGAGAGUGAGGGAGAAAUGAAGAGGGAGGGAGAGGAGGGCGAGGUCGGAGUGGGAAGUGAGGAUGGAGAGGGAAGCAGGGGAGAGGAGGGGAAAGAGGAAGUGGAAGAGGAGGAAAGGGAGGGAGAGGAGGAAGAACAUGGAUCUGGUAGUGAGGAACACAAUAACGAGGAUGGGGAAGGGGAGGGGAGUGCUGAGGAACGUGAGGAUGUGAGUGUGGGUGGGGAGGAGGGGAGUGAGUAUGGGGAUGAUGUGAGCUUGGGGAGUGAUGAGGAGUACGAGGAGGUUGAGGAGGAGUAUGAGGAGGUGGAGGAGGAAUUGUCUUACACUAUGAGUGAGGGGGAGGGUGGGGAGGAAGAGAGUGAGGGAGGGGAAGGGGGAGAGAGUGAGGGAGUGGGAGAGGGAGUGGGAGAGGGAGAGGGAGAGGGAGAGGAAGGAGAGGUUACUGGGGAGGCUGUUGCAAUCGGUUCAGAGGGAGCUGAGGAGGAGACUGAGGAGAGCAGAAGCGGAGAGGAGGAUUCGAGUGAUGAAACACAUGAAGCAUCUCACUUGAAGAUUGAAGAGGAGAGAGUGAUGGGCGAUGGAGGCAUGGAGGAGGAAACAGGCUCAGAGGACGGGGAGUGGGAGGAAGUGGGGUCAGAGGAAGGCUCGUGGGUAGGAUCAGAGGAAAUUUCAGAGGAAGGUUCCCAAGGGGGCGAAUCAGAGGAGGCGGCUGAAUCGGAGCAGAAGCAGCAGAGGGAGCUAACGGAUGGGACGGAGCAGAGAGAGCAGAAGGUGAGGGUGGGGAGGAGGCGGCGCAGAGUGCACAAGGCGGGGGUGUCGUUUGGGAAGUUCAUCCCCGCUGAGCUGAGCGACCUGGAGUCCCAUGAGCUGGAGGGGGAGGGCGAGGGGCACAAAGGGGAAGAGCAGGAGAAGAACGGAGUGGUGCUGUGCGGUUGA
This is a messenger RNA of Closterium sp. Naga37s-1, 6267 nucleotides long. The record is from the annotation of a GenBank genome assembly. NCBI's taxonomy places the organism in Eukaryota, Viridiplantae, Streptophyta, Zygnematophyceae, Desmidiales, Closteriaceae.